Molecule: messenger RNA, 2115 nt
Organism: Nilaparvata lugens (brown planthopper)
Lineage: Eukaryota; Metazoa; Arthropoda; Insecta; Hemiptera; Delphacidae
Gene: stum
Product: protein stum
Exons: 4
Coding region: 325-1104 (259 amino acids)
Biological process (GO): taxis; sensory perception of mechanical stimulus; proprioception
Cellular component (GO): sensory dendrite
Source: RefSeq, a predicted model, not a curated record
UAAAAACAUAUUUUGACGAAGUCUAUGCUUAUUCUCUGUAAUACAGUAUUUAAUCACUAAUCGAAUUUAAAACUAUUCUAUAAACCAUAUUUUGUUGACAGGUCACCACAAGUGACUCCCCUGACAAACGCGGCCCAGGCGAAGAAGAAGCCGGACGACUCGAAGCAGACCUGCUGCAAGUGUUGCAACGCGCCAAAAUGCUGCGCCAAGCUCGGCCUGACGCGACUGCUGUGCUGUGUCAAGCCUUCUGCGCCGACCGCUGCGGCUCACGAGUCGUGCUGGCGACGCAUCUUCUGCUGCGGCAAGGCCAAGGACACCAAGAACAUGAAGAAGAAGUCGAAGGACGGCUGCUGCAAAGGCGCACUGAAGGCGAUCUUCUGCUGCGGCUGCUGCUGCAAGAAGAAGAAGAAGUCGUCGCAGAGCGAGAGCAAGUGCUGCAUGAAGUGCAAGAGCUGCAUGCGGACGUGCACGGGCAAGUGCAAGAGUGGCCUGAUGAGCUGUUGGCGAGCGAUUUGCUGCCUGAACCGCGGCUGCUGCCAGAAGAUCAGAGACAAGUGCUGCUGCACGGCUGCUGGGUGCUGCCUGCCUGGUGGGUGCUGCGGGCGCGCUCUCAUGCCCGGUGAGACCAGGCCCGACCCCAAGCGGCAGAGCACCAAGAGCCAGCACGUAUCCAGGAAGCGCGAUCAAGAUCUGCCAAAGCUGGACAUUUCGCUGGUGGAGCAGCCGCCCUCCAUGAUGAGAGGAGCUAUACCUGUGCUUCCAAUUCCUCUCGCCUGGCUUUGUCUUUUCCUCAAUAUUUUCAUCCCAGGAUCAGGUACAUUUUUCAGCGGAGUAUUCUGCCUGUGCUUCGGCAAGGCUCGGUUCUCGGUGAAGGACAACCGGAACACGCGCCUCGGCUGCUUCUGCGUGAACGUGAUCGUGGCGCUGAGCCAGGCGUUCACCAUCGUCUUCUGCCUCGUUGGCUGGGGGUGGAGCAUCUGGUGGGGGGUCAUGAUGGUCAGGUUUGCUAAAAAGCAUAAAAGGAUCCAGCAAGCAGAAAAUCAGGCGGCCACAUCUUCGCAGCCGAACGCAGUCGAUCCUGAGGCUGGAGUGGUUCGCCAUUAGUAUUAUUAUUUGUAAAAAGUUAUUCAAAACAUAAAAACUAAAACUCCAAUCUAUUUUACCAAGUACCGUAUACCUCUCCAAUAAUCGAAUAAGUGUGAUUUCUUUGAGGAAGAGUGUAUGUAUUCAAAAAUGCAUUAUUCAUUUGAGAUUCUAAGAUUUCAAGAUUUUAGAAGUACAUAUUGUGUUGAUCAUGAAUUUCAUGUGUUUUGAGCUAUGGGGCCUGUAUAAUAGACAUUUUGUGAGAUUUCUGGUAAUGUGGGGAAUCUCCCUUUACUACACGUGAAAAGUGCGACAAGGUGAGCUAUUAUACGGUAUGUGACAGAAUUUAUGUACUAUGUAUAUUAUACGUCUGGUUUGAGGAAGCCUUUUUCUAUAACACAGAGCUUGAAAUUGUCUGUGAUACAAACCCCUGGUCUCAAAAAGCUAUAUUGUUAACAGAAAAUAUGAAUUCCGUUUCACUAGUUUGUUGUAUUUUUUACCAAUUCUACAUAAUAUUUUUGUACAGUAGAAACUCUAUCCUAUUUUCAUUUAUUCAUAGAUCUUCACAGUAUUACCUGAGCAUCUUCAUAUUAUGUGCUUCUAUCUACUUAAAAAGCAAUCCAGCUCAUCAAAUCUCAACUUUUAUUUUUGAAAAAAUUCAAGGAAAAUAGCUACGGUAUCGUACUUCCUAGAAGAAGAGGGCAUUCUUUCAAAUUGAAAUUUAGAAAUUUCAUGUAAAUAAUUUAAAAAGAAGGAAAAACAUAUCAAACGCUCCUGCUUAGAUCAUUUUUUCCAAAAUGUGACUUUUAAUAUCUGAUGUCUGUAACAUUUAAUCCAGGAAGAUGAUUACUCUAAAGUAAUGUUUCUGGUAUCAAAACAUGUUAUUAUCUUGAAAAUGGUUUUCCAUUAAUACGCUUUUACUAGGGAUUCCCAGUGGAAGGUAGUGCCUUUUUUACUGGAUUUGGAAGCAAAAUUAUUGAAACGUGAAGGAGUUCUAGAUGUAAAAUAAAAAAGAGAAAUGUGAUUUAAUUG